CGCCUCCUUUUAACUUGGGUGUGGCCUGCAGGGCUGGAUAAAACUCCACAGCGUGGAGGUCAGAGACUCCGGCUGGUUCCACCGAACUCUGGCCUGGCCUGCUGGGGGCAGGAGGGGGCCUGGGUAGGAGCCCAUACGGACCUAAUAAUGACUCUAGUGGGGCUGUGCCUGGGCCCGCAGCUGAGGGAGGGGCGUGCAGCAAGCUCGGAAGAAGACUGAGGCAAGGACAGGACGCCCUCAUCCUCAUUCCGGCCAGAACUGCGGCGCCAGGGUGUUAAGACUGGGAGACGGGCCAGGGGAUAGGAAGUGGGAAAGGGGCGAUAGGACCCGGCGGGAGCUUCCUUGGCGGGGAAGGGAAUCGGGCGGGAGGAUAGGAGGGAGGGAGAGAGAGAGAGGAAAAGCGAAGGUGAUGGGGAGCGGGCGUCCGCACUCGCCGUGCGGCACGAGUUGCACGGCUCAGGCAGACCGGACCUGGGCUCUAUAAAAGGAGCCCAUGCGCCCUGCCACUCACACGCUCCUCCCGGACUGGCGUCCGCCGCGUCCCUCCAGCUCCCCCAGACACCUGCCCCUACCCUGCGAGCCGCGCCAGGUCCCCCAGACCCGUGCGCCCGGCGGCUUGGCUGCGAGCGGUGCCCGUGGGACCGAGGUGGCGGCGGCGCGGUGCGAGCAGCCGCAGCCCCAGUCUCCGAGCCCCUCCUCUUGCGGCCCCAGCUCCGCGGGGCAGCACGCCGGAGUGGCCAGCGCCUGAAAAGAAGGGAGGGCAGAGCUCCGGCGGGAGGCGCGGCGCGGCGCGGCGCGGCUCCCAGAUUUCACCCCACCCAGCUCUGGCGGCCUCUGCCGCCGCAGGAAACUAACCCCAGCCUGGGGAGGAGGGCGGGAAUGCAAGACCGGGACUUCUCGCUGGCCUGCAAGCUUUGGUCUCGACAGCUAGGAAACUCCUGCGGGCCGAGUCUGCAGAUCCAGGAGCGCCCGGGUUAGGAGACGCUUAGCCCCGAGCACUUGGGGUAAGAGAUCCCACCUGGUGGACGCUCCCUCCUCAGACAAAACAACGCCCUUCUUCACUAGACGUCCAGGUGGGAGCUGGAGCUAAGCGGAGCUCUGUGGACCAGUUUUUAGUAAACCCAGGGCUGAGACGGGGCAUAGAGAGGAGCAGCCAGAGAUGCGGCGGUAGCGCCGGGCGCAUUGGAAGUGCUGGGGACGCGCCCGCCAGCCUUGGCUGCCGCGCCCUUGACCUCUAGUUUCGGCUGGGAACCUGGGUGGAGAUGUAAUUGAGGAACUCACGGAACUGACUAGCCACCGUGGGCGGGGGAGGCAAGACUGUGAUCCCCUCCACGGUCUUUCCGUCCUCUUCCUCCUCCGCUCCAUGCCUGAGAGCUGCACUCCGGAGCCGGGGCGAGGAGAGACAUGGUGGAAACAGGCGCUCCGUGCGCCCCGCCGCUGUCGGCGAGCUCCCAGGCUGGGCUUCCUCAAGCCAACCUCUCCGCUGCUCCCUCCCACAACUGCAGCGCCGAGGGCUACAUUUACCAGGACUCCAUCGCCCUGCCCUGGAAAGUAGUACUGGUCAUGCUGCUUGCACUCAUCACCUUGGCCACCACGCUCUCCAACGCGUUUGUGAUCGCUACCGUGUACCGGACGCGGAAGCUACACACCCCUGCCAACUACCUGAUCGCCUCCCUGGCGGUCACCGAUCUGCUCGUAUCCAUCCUGGUGAUGCCCAUCAGCACCAUGUACACAGUCAUGGGCCGCUGGACUCUGGGCCAGGUGGUCUGCGACUUCUGGCAGUCGUCGGACAUCACCUGUUGCACAGCUUCCAUCUUGCACCUCUGCGUCAUCGCACUGGACCGCUACUGGGCCAUCACGGACGCCGUGGAGUACUCAGCUAAAAGGACUCCCAAGAGGGCGGCGGUCAUGAUCGCUCUGGUGUGGGUCUUCUCCAUCUCCAUCUCGCUGCCGCCCUUCUUCUGGCGUCAGGCCAAAGCCGAGGAGGAGGUGUCGGACUGCGUGGUGAACACCGACCACAUCCUCUACACUGUCUACUCCACGGUGGGCGCUUUCUACUUCCCCACCCUGCUCCUCAUCGCCCUCUAUGGCCGCAUCUAUGUGGAAGCCCGCUCUCGAAUUUUGAAACAGACCCCCAACAGCACCGGCAAGCGUCUGACCCGAGCCCAGCUGAUAACCGACUCCCCCGGGUCCACGUCUUCGGUCACCUCCACUAACUCGCGGGCUCCAGACGUACCCAGCGAAUCCGGGUCUCCUGUGUACGUGAACCAAGUCAAAGUGCGAGUCUCCGACGCCCUUUUGGAGAAGAAAAAACUCAUGGCCGCUAGAGAGCGCAAAGCCACCAAGACCCUGGGGAUCAUUUUGGGAGCGUUUAUUGUGUGUUGGCUGCCCUUCUUCAUCAUCUCCCUGGUGAUGCCUAUCUGCAAGGACGCCUGCUGGUUCCACCUGGCCAUCUUUGACUUCUUCACGUGGCUGGGCUAUCUCAACUCCCUCAUCAACCCCAUCAUCUAUACCAUGUACAACGAGGACUUCAAACAAGCGUUCCAUAAACUGAUACGCUUUAAGUGCACAAGCUGACUGGUCAAUUGCAGUGCGGUCGCCUAAGCGGCCUUUGGGGAAUCAUGUUGUAUCUAGUUACACAGGUAGGUCGACUCUUCUUUCACUGUUACUAGGUCGGAGUGAAGCUUUCUCUUCUGAGCAAGGGCAUUGGAUCCUGAGAAGCCAGGACAGCCCUGAGAGAGAACCCCUAAAAAACUGUUCAAACGAAGGAUAGAGCUUCCAGGCUCUGGAGGAGGCUCACUUCCUCCCCUCGAACCCCAGGUUCAGCACUGACCCCGAGGCAGCCAAUCGCAAGGAGAAGUUGCGACUUUUAAAAAAUUGAUGAUGGAACAGGGAUGCCUGCCCUGCCUUGGUAUCAGGGAUGAUGCCCUCUAGAAUCAGAGGUACUUACUUGUAGUUGCUGUUUGAAGCCUGUCUGAGACAGAUCCACAUGCAGCCUGGCAGUGCUUGAACUAGACAUUAAUGCCCUGUGUUAUGGGGAGAACUUUGUGUUACAGCUUCAUCUAAUAAUAGUUCCUUUGGCAUCCUUCAGUCUUCAUUCAGUUUUUGUUUAUCUGAACUUGGGUGGAGAAACUUGUGGAUUUGGUGCUUCAAACCCUAUGGGUGGCUUGAAUGGCACAGAGAAACCUUGACGAGUUAACAGCAAAGUUCUGAUGUUAAGAUCUCUAUUUUUAUUAUAAUUGAAAUUCUAUAGGGUGGGUGGGUGGAAAGGGAGGUGGGGAGCAUUCAGCUGAACACCACACCUCUGAUUGUUUUCUGCAGAUUUAUCGUUUUUAAAUUCUUAUUCAGUGACUGUCAAACCACAUUCCUAAUAACUCAAACAAAACAUUAUGUGUGCUAGUGCCAAAGUCUGCAGAUUGCUUUAUUUUUCCUCCAAAUUUCAUGUACCUGUCAUUUUACACAUUUAAAUCCCCAUACAUGGAGGAUAUGAUGGGUGACUCAGCCCAAGCUGCUGCUAUAUUUCUUAUUAAUGCCACUGAUUACACUGAUGAGUAUUAGAUAUAUAAGCUCUUUUGCAAGAAAAGUAUCUUUAAUCCUAAUCCGCUUCAGUGAGAUAUAAAGGAGACAUGAGCUAGGAAUGGUUCUUGUACAAUUAAGGAAUGGGUGGCAAUAGGAGGAUGUAUAUUUUGACUUGUAAAAAAUCUUAAAUGCAUGAGACUUUUUUCUAAUAGUCAUUUGCACUCUCCUUACCAUCUGUAAUUCCUUUGUGUGCUAACAUAUCAGGUAACCAAGACAACUAGCUCCUUUCUCCAAAAAUCUUCAAAAUGUAGUUAAAACCCCUAAAAACUACAUUAAAGAUAAAAACUUGUUUCUUUUCCCUUGCUAUUGAAGUUUGAGUAGGAACAAAAAUACUAGAAAAUAACCUGCAAGGAUUUUAGAAAAGCUUAGAGAAGCUAAAAUUGAGCCUGCUCCUUGAAACGCGUGGACUCAAACCUCAGACUUACUAGGCAACCAGGAAACUAACCAGCUUUUGAACCUUGGAAAUUUGGCACUGACCUGACACCUCAAUGAAUAUAAUAUCAAUAAUCUUUUAAAUUUGUCUUUUUUCAAAUUUCAAUAAUACUUAGUUGUUAUUUCAAAUUCACUCUGACUCCCCAAUACAGGACAAGAUUACACACUAAAAGAUGAAAAAUGCAUUCUCUAAAUAAAAUGGGGGUAGUCCUGAAGGCUCAUGUGCACAGAAAAUGAAUGUGUUUGUGGAACAUUUUUUAUGCCAAAGAAGAUUCACACUCCCUCUUUAGAGAGCUUUCUGCAGUUGGUACCUUUUGUCUGCAGAAGCAAGUUGUUUUUGUAAAAUGGAUUCACUCUCUGCUUGAAGCUCCCCAGUCCAGACUGUCAGACAGUAGAUGCAUUGAGCUGAAGUGCACUGCUUCCCUGCUGUGCGGACCUUUUCUCUGGCAUGAUGACGCUUGGAAAUACACUAUUCAAAGUUUCACACGUAAACUAAGUAAAAACGAGACUGGUGAUCAACACUGACACCUGUCACUGGAGUAAGAUAACAUUUUAAGCAUUAGACAAUCCUGUUCUUUCUGCUGUAUCCCCACGUCUCUUUGUUUUUUUGUGACAUUUCUCCUAUGGAGAAUCCUAGCUUACUAUGGAGAGAACUGUGCAUAAAGCACGGUAUUUGUUUUUAUGUUAUUAAUAUGUUUGUCAUUUGUUUACAUAGCUGUGUUUUCUUGAGCCUGAAAAGCAGUUAAGCAAACUUCUAGGAGCCUGAGGGGGAAAAAUUAAUUAAAACCAAUAGCCACUUACAGAUGAUUUCUUUAUAGGGCACGUGCAAUGAAUAGUGUCCUUAUAGCAACAAAAAGAGGUCAAUUUAGUCAAAUGGGUCGUUUGCCACUUAUAGAUCACCUACCUGAAUUUUUGCUUGACUAUUUGGCUGAAUUGACUGAAUCUGGGGCAUACUGUGUGAAGUAGAAGCUUGCAAACCCUUGUAGUUAUAAGAGAUCUAGAAUCCUCAUCCAGCAUUGCACAUGAUUAUGCAAAGUGUUUUCUUCAUCCCAGGGCUAUGUAGCUGAGACUGUUAAGCUCCUUUGCAGUUACUGCUGCCUAUAACUUUGUCUGUUUCAUGAACUAGACAUCUGGCUUUUUUGCAGAACAUUAUAUGGGAGAUGGAAAUAUUUAACUUAUAUAGAAAUGAAAAUAUAUUUUCAUUGGCUGUGGUAACAAAUAACAUUUUCCACAUUGCUUAAUUGCACAAAUUUUCACAGAAAUAUAUGAAUGUAUGCUCAUCCCAAAAUACUGAUUGUCUUGUGUUUCUAGGAAUUUUAGAGUUUCCUUUAAAAAAAAAAAGGACACUGCAUCUAUGAAUAAAUUGUUAUUGAGUUCAACAAAUUUCCUACAGAACAAUGUUCUUCACUUUUCCUCUCUGUUAUCUUGGUUUUCUCUUCUUUAACCAGGAAACCCUGAGUGGACUGUAAUUCACUCAAGCAGCAAGAUCUCAGAUUAUGUGUAUAUGAUGGCAUUGCUGUGACUGAAAAUUGCAUUUGGUUUCCACCUUUCAAAACAAUGUGUAACUGAAAAUGAAAUUUAGGAAAAUAAUGACAUAAAAGUCCUUUUUCUGUG
Messenger RNA from Vicugna pacos (alpaca), 5625 nucleotides. RefSeq names its product 5-hydroxytryptamine receptor 1B (gene HTR1B). The record is from RefSeq and is a predicted model, not a curated record. Gene Ontology annotation, biological process: bone remodeling; vasoconstriction; chemical synaptic transmission. Gene Ontology annotation, cellular component: plasma membrane. Lineage: Eukaryota; Metazoa; Chordata; Mammalia; Artiodactyla; Camelidae. Gene Ontology annotation, molecular function: G protein-coupled serotonin receptor activity.